AUGGCGGCUCAAACAAAAAUCUGGCGCAAUUGGUCGCCCCGGACUGUCCUUUUUGCAAUCAACGUCUUCGCUGCAGUUGCGAUUUUCUUCGAAGGCUAUGAUCAAGGUGUCAUAGGAGGUGUGAAUGGCUCUCCAGACUACCAAAAGGUGGUGAAUAUUGGUAGUGGAGAUGGUAAUGGCUGCUUCUUGGGCGGUUGGUCAAGUGACAAAUUGGGCCGCAUUAAAAUCGUCUUCAUAGGAGCAUGCUACUGCCUGAUUGGAGGUGCCUUGUAG
Messenger RNA from Penicillium riverlandense, 273 nucleotides. RefSeq names its product general substrate transporter. NCBI's taxonomy places the organism in Eukaryota, Fungi, Ascomycota, Eurotiomycetes, Eurotiales, Aspergillaceae. The record is from RefSeq and is a predicted model, not a curated record. The coding region runs from base 1 to 273 and encodes 90 amino acids. The transcript is spliced from 2 exons.